AUGGCUCAGGACCUUUGCGAAGGGAUGGGACGUAAGAUUUCGUACCUGCCAUGGCCGCUCCCAGUCCAACCCGAUAGGGAUGGCCCCGGACCAGCACCCGAAGGCAGCACCGAUAGCGGGGUACACUGCCGUGCGUUCGAUGGCCGUGCGCGGGCUGAGAGACGCAAUGUGUAUGUGGGAGCACCCAGCGGGGCAGAUUGGCGAGAGAUAGCAGGAGCAGUGAGAACCCCGCGUGCGGGAACAGGAAGAAGGGCGACGCACCGAAGCUCAGCGAAGAGUCGGAUCCAAGUCAACCUAAUCACUAGGGCUUCUGUGCUAGAUCCGAGUGAGGGCGGACCGAACACGAAGGCUGGUGUCCAGACAGUGAGAAGGGCGACCAGGAGCGCGAGGGAGUUGAGGUUGAGGUCAGAAGAACGGACCUGGAUCCGUCGGCUGUCCACUGCGCCACGCUGGAGCUUUUGUUCGCUGGCUUCAGAAGUAUUUGUCUCGCCCGCAGAGCGCGCGCGCAUCUCGAGAGACCAUGUCCUGAGCCAGCUUGCCCACCACGCCUGUAAGAGCAGCGCACCCCCGCACAUCAGCAUCACCGUCCUGAGCGGAUUGCUCGUGAGCAGGGACAGCGCGUCCAGCGCAACUCCAUCCUCCGCUAACGUGUGCGCCUGUAAAGGAUUGAGAGUAGUCAAGAAGGACAGCGUUAAAUGGCGGUUUGCAAUGAUGAAGCGCUUGCUGUUCUUGGUCUCAUUGGAUCGCCAGCGUCUGUUGAAGAUGGUAGUCUAUUCGCUUGGAAAUCCAACCUACUUACCAUGGUUCAAUGAACCUAUUUGUCAGGAGUGA
Postia placenta MAD-698-R-SB12 is the source of this 831-nucleotide messenger RNA. RefSeq lists its product as hypothetical. Bases 1 to 831 code for a protein of 276 amino acids. Lineage: Eukaryota; Fungi; Basidiomycota; Agaricomycetes; Polyporales; Adustoporiaceae. The record is from RefSeq and is a predicted model, not a curated record. The transcript has 4 exons.